Gadus chalcogrammus (walleye pollock) is the source of this 5723-nucleotide messenger RNA. RefSeq lists its product as uncharacterized. The transcript is spliced from 7 exons. The record is from RefSeq and is a predicted model, not a curated record. Gene Ontology annotation, molecular function: DNA binding; protein binding. The coding region runs from base 92 to 3145 and encodes 1017 amino acids. NCBI's taxonomy places the organism in Eukaryota, Metazoa, Chordata, Actinopteri, Gadiformes, Gadidae.
UCUGGAUCAGUACCAACUCUCCUCGGCUCAGCUACAAACCUCGACAAACCCAGCUCAUCAAGUGCUUCCAUUCAGCAGCUUCUCUCAAGGGAUGUUGCCUGCCAGACAGAACACCUGGAAACGCAUACUUCAGCAGACCCCCGACACCAUUUCAAUCAAGGUUGAAGAGGAUAUUGGUGGAGGCUUGCCCGCCGUAGAAGACAAUGUCAUCAGAGACUGCAGCACGCAGCGCGGCGUCACCUCAGAGAGUCUGCGUGUGGACGCCCCUGGCUCCUCCCACAUGUCGGGUCACAGCGGGGAGCUGCGCAUCCUGAGCGUCUACGGACAAGGGGAGGGCCCUCUGGCGGUGGACGGUCAUGACACCCUCUUUGCCGCGUCAGAACUGGAGGUCUUGAGCUCGCUGUCUGCUGACCACAGCGUGGCCAAGAGCCUGAACUGCAGCGUACGGCUCGUCCGCCUUGAGGAGCUGACUGGGCAUCAGGGCGGCCGCAAGGGCCGGCCCGGUGUCUUGUGUGGAAAGGUUGUUCCCAACAAUGCCAAUAUGAUUGUCCACAUGAGGACUCACUCUGGGGAGAAGCCCUACAAGUGUGACCAAUGCACGAAGCGGUUCAGUCUGAAAGGCACCCUGAAUAGACACAUGAUGAAUCACUCUGGAAAAAUCACCAGGAAAUCUGCAGCUGCACAUAGACACUAUCUACUCUGUCCAGUUUGUUUGAGGACCCAAGAGUCUCUAUCCUGUCACCUGCGCAGAGUCUGCAUGAAGGAUAAGACACCACCACAGAUCCUAGAGGUGGUUGAAAAGGCCAAGAAAGAUGUGUGUGACCUCCUGAAGAAUGGACGGGCUUUUAGUUAUGCAGUCCUGAAGCAAAUCGUCUCAUCACCAAAUCCACUCGAAGGAUUGAUUGAGGAGCUGAAAUACCAUCACUUGUUUGUGACAGGAGUCCCUCCUCCUCUGCCCAUUGGUAAUCCAAGGUUGGUCACCGAAACCCUUUCUGAAUGCCCUGGGGAGGCACCCGGAGAGACAGAGCCAUCUGUUGUGGAAUCUUGCGGCAGCGAUGAGCUUUUUCAAUGUAGACAAGAGAAAACGUAUACCAAAGACAAAAUGGUGAAAGCGAAGGAUUUAGGCAUUUUGAAAAAGCAUUCAGCAGAUCAUCCAUUGCUCAAGCGCUUUGCCGACUACCUAAAGAAUGAUUACGAAAAUGCAAAGUACCAACAGGAGGUUGACACUGUUUCCCGGUACCUGUAUUUUGCUGAUCCUACGGAACCAUCUUUGAAGUUUGUCAAUGACAGAGAGAAGCUCAGAGACUUCCUGGGUCAACAGGCUAAGGCAGGGUAUAAGGCACAAACAUCAGGAAAUUACAUCAAGUGCUUGAAAAGGUUCUUGGAGUUCCACUUGACAAGGACCGGCUUGAGACAGGAUGACAGGGAGCUCUAUAGGCAGUGCACAUUAUAUUUGAGUUUUUUAACUUCUUCACAGAGUGUCCUCUCUAAGCAAGCGAGCAAAGAAAUUGUGCAAAAGAGGCAUGCCUUGUUGUUUGACAAAAGUCAACCCACACCUCGUGAAUGCUUGGCUGUUCUUGAUAAAGGUGAAGGUGACUUAGUGAAAAUCAUGAAUCAACUUGAUGACAGUUCUUCUUCCUCCCUGAGUAGGACUGAGUGCAUAUUUGUGCUAUACUAUCUUGAGGCAAUUGUCAUACUAAGACACUGCCAACGGCCAUGUGUGGUGCAGAGCAUGAAGGUCAAGGAAUGGCUUGAACGGAAACACGCAGAUGAUGAUUCAAUCGUUUUUGUAAAGGACCACAAGACGGCUGCACAUUUUGUGGUCUCAAUUGUCCUGUCCAAGAAGGAGGAGGCGUGGUUUGAGAAAUAUUACACCAAAGUGCGGCCACAGCUACUUGCUGGCGAAAGGAAACGUAAGCGAGAUGAGCAGGAUGAGAAGGAUGGAGAUGAUUUUUUCUUUGUGUCCUCCCGCGGUAAGCCAAUUUACAAUGCAGCUGGUGAUCUGAUAAAGCUCCAGCAAAAGUGCAACGUCCCCCAGGUGAGCAGCCAGGUUGUACGGAGGGUAUUUGAGACAGCAGCUAACCGCCUGGAUGACCCUCAGAAGAAAGCAGUUUCUGACUACCUGGCCCAUUCUGGCACAACAGCUGACAGACAUUACAGGAUGAAAUCUCUUGAAUCCAUUGUGAUGGCUGCUGGUCUGCUGAAGAAAUUACAGAAGCAGAAGAAGUCAAGUGCUGGGCCUUCCGGAGAAGGGACCCGUCAAGAGGCUCUUGGAGAAGGGACCAGCCCUCAGUCAGUGGAGUCUUCCAGCCAUGGUGACCAUUGUGCUCUCCCUCAGCCUUCCUUGAGACAGCUAGUGAUCGAUUUAGAGAGGAUUCCUGAGGGAAAUGACAAAGUCAAAUUCCACGAGGCAUUCAAGUCCCUCUUGGAAAACCACCCUGUGACACUGAGUGGUCAAAUCCCAAAAGUGAGAAUCCGCAGGGACACCUCGGAGGCCAAUCAGCGGAAGCUUUACACACACUGGGCGCAAAAGCAAUUAGAAAUGCGUGUAAAACACACCCGUGAACAAUUCAAUCGGAGGAGGCCAACGAAAGAGCGUGUCGACACAUGGGUCAAAAAGCAGGGAUGGAAGUGCAAGGCUGCCAACAUCAGCACUGAGGUUGUGGAGAACUGGGCACCAUCUGGAUCUGAGGACCGCAUCAUGGACAACAAACGGAUCCAGUCAUUGGUGAAAACACAAGACUGGAAAGGACUGCACAUCACACAGUUUGAAGAGAAGGGCGAUGGGAUCAUUACAACCCGCACUUUUAAGAAAGGCCAGGUUGUAUGUGAUUAUCAUGGGCCUGUUGUUAGUGGAAAGGAGGGCGAGAACGUACACAAAAACACAACUGGAAAGGAGACUGGAUAUAUCUUCUUUUUCCGGAACAGUAAAGGACAGCCAAUGUGCAUUGAUGCCCACUCAGACAGGUGUCAUUGCCACCCUGACAAGAGAACAUUUGGCAGGCUGGUGAAUCAUUCCAAAAAGAACUCGAACAUCAAGCCCCUGCACUGUGUGGUGGACAAGCAUGGAGAAAUGAAGGAUGUGAUCCUUUUCAUUGCAACCAAGGACUUGCCAGUGGGUGAGGAAGUUCUGUUUGACUAUUGAGUCAACAAAAAAUCUUUUAACAAUGAGGGGUCGGACCUUGACUGGCUCUAGCAGGGCAUCAGCCUUCAGAGACACAUAUGACAUGUCCCUGGUUGGUGAAAUGUUUCAUCUGUGUGUUUGUUUGUGCUGAUGGCUCUUUAAAGGAUAUGGAUGAGGACUCCAAAAUCGUACCAUGACCCGUUUGGUGAGAUGUUUCAUAUGUUUUUUAGUGGAUCAAUUCUUGGCAUGUAUGGAUAAACUUUCUGAAUAUGAUGCGUGGCCUUUGACCUUUGGGGGGGUGGUGGGGCGGCGGGUGACUCCUAAAGCUUAGAGGGCAUCAGCCUUCAGAGACACAUAUGACAUGUCCCUGUUUGGUGAAAUGUUUCAUCUGUGUGUUUGUUUGUGCUGAUGGCUCUUUAAAGGAUAGGGAUGAGGACUCCAAAAGCGGGAAAUUACCCAUUUUGGUGAAAUGUUUCAUAUGUGUUUUUUAGUGCUGAUUUUUGUUUUUGUUGUGUAGCUGUUUUGCAACUUGUUCUAGCUUGUGUAACUUAAAUUGAGGUUCUGUGGUGAUAUCCUGUUUCUUAUCUUUAGAGAUAUAUCAAUAAGAAAUCUUAUUCAUUCUAGAGGACUGCUGAGGUUUCUCUCAUUUUGGUAAACUUCAACACACUUGCAGACUUUUUCCCUUUUUUUCCAAAGACAGAGAUACACUUUCAAGAUAUUUUAUUAACAUUUGCACUUCACAUUUUGAUUCAUCAUUUCAAUCACACAUUCCCCAAGGUCUGGAAAAGAUAAUAAUUGUGUCUGUACAUAAAUGGAUGCAUUUCAUUCACACACAGAGCAACUGUAGGACUGCAAUGCAGUUUUGCAUAAUUUCUUCGAGUGAAACCAGCCCUGCCCUUCUUCAAUGCAGCAUGUAGUGAAUGGACUGAGGAUACCAUUGAAGUUAUUGCUAGACAUUUUGAAGUUGUAUUGGCAGAUUUCAAAUUCAGUGGCGAUACCAAAAACUGGGAGGAGGCUUGGACUAUGGCAGUGAAGUGGGUGAGUCAAGAGUUGGUUGAACUGCAUUGAUGCGGCAGACAGAGCUAAAGUGAUGAUUCAGGAGAAAUUUGAGAAAUUGUAUAGAGAUAAAGCCUUGUUUACAAGACAUGAGCAUUUCAAUGACAAAUUUGGAAAUUGGAAGCUAAGCAUCCAGAGACCAGUAUUGAUCAUUGGAGAUUCAAAUAUGUCAAAGCUAUCAAAAUGUAAUGAUGAGAGAGUACAGAUAGAUUCUUAUCCAGGUGCCAAAUUUAGCCAUGCCUUGCACAUGUUGAAGAAAACAGAGAAAACAGAUACUGGCCUGAAAGUAAUUCUUUCAUUUGGAAUUAAUCAUGCAGACGGCUACAAAUUAGAGCAGGUAAAGAAAGAUUUGGAAAACAUUUUUAAAGUUGCACAAGAAAGAUUUCCAAAGGCUGUCGUAGUUAUGCCGUUGAUCUCUUUCUCAAAACAUCUUCCCAGCCAUAAGAAACGAGUGCUCUCUUGUAUUAACUCAUGGAUUGAGCAGUAUCCACAUCUUUCUAACAUACCUGAGUAAAUGUUUAAAACUAGCGUGAAUGAUCAUAUACAUUGGUCUCCACAAACAGCAAAACACAUCCUCUCUGACUGGAGAACACAGUUUAACUUUUAAUUAUCAGUGCUAGAAUAUAUACUGGUCCAGGCCAAGGAUCAAUUCUUGGCAUGUAUGGAUAAACUGUCUGAAUAUGAUGCUGACUAAUUGUAUUCUGCAAAUAAAAUUCUUGUGUUGUACUACCUUGAAGCUAUUGUGAUUCUAGGACACGUUCAAAGGCCGAGCGUGGUGCAGACAUGACUGUGAGGACAGCAGAUGUGAUUGCCACACCAAACAGCCGCCGGGCAAGUUGAUCAAGUACUCCAAAAAUAACUCAAACGUAAAGCCCCAACAUUGCAGUUUGGUAUUGAAUGGAGAAAUAGGCAUGUGACUCUUUUUCUUGCAACCAGGACUAUAUCUCCAGAUGAAGAGGUGUUGCUCCCUCUUAGUGUCAAAUUAACUCUUUGAAGGACUCCUAAAGCUUACAGGGCAUCUGCCUUCAGAGACACAUAUGACAUGUCCCUGUUUGGUGAAAUGUUUCAUCUGUGUCUUUGUUUGUGCUGAUGGCUCUUUAAAGUAUAGGGAUGAGGACUCCAAAAGCGUGAAAUGACCCAUUUUGGUGAAAUGUUUCAUAUGUGUUUUUUAGUGCUGAUUUUUGUUUUUGUUGUGUAGCUGUUUUGCAACUUUGUCUAGCUUGUGUAACUUAAAUUGAGGUUCUGUGGUGAUUUACAUGGUUUUAAAUUGUACAAUUGUGAUAAAUGUGUUUUCUUCAAAUAAAAGCAGAUUUGAUGGUGUAUUUUCACCAAGUGUGUGUUUGAGUGGUAAUCUGGGGACAAAACCAUGUUAAAAGAGACAGCUGACCAAUAUUGGGUCGUCACAUGAAGGGAAAUCUGAGUGUAACUACUUUUUAAGUAGAGAGAUAUAUGAAAUAAUUAUUUAAUCUACUUGUAUUUCAAAUUCGAGAGAGAGAGAUUACAUUUUUAAAGUCGCACAAGCAAGAUUUCUUUUGCAGAGUGU